Messenger RNA from Psylliodes chrysocephalus, 342 nucleotides. The record is from the annotation of a GenBank genome assembly. Lineage: Eukaryota; Metazoa; Arthropoda; Insecta; Coleoptera; Chrysomelidae.
AUGGGUGCUGUUGAAGACGACCCAUACGCAGUAGCUGCAAAGGGUAAACUCAAGCUUAAAUCCGAUACAACAAUCAAGAAAAAGAAAAAAAAGAAAGAUAAAAAAUUAGUGGAACAAGUUACAAAAACCAUUGAAUCCGAAGAAAGGGUUGAAGAAUCCAAAUCAAAACAAAACAAGACCAAAGCUGAACUGGCGUUUUUACAGCAACAGGAAAAAAUGAAAGCUAAAAGGAUAUUGGAAAAAGCAUCUCAGACUCACAAAGAAAGAGUGGAAAAGUUUAAUCAACAUUUGGAUAGUCUUACGGAGCACUUUGAUAUACCUAAAGUAUCCUGGACGAAAUAA